AUGGAGAGGCCGGAUUCCCCCCGGCCGGAGCAUACUCCAGAGCAUACUCCAGAGCUCACAUGCUGCUGCGGCCGCGUCGAAUGCCCUCUUCUCAAGAAGAACUGCUACAUACUCGAGACCGUCGAGAAAGAUGUCCACACCGCAGCUCAGCUUGGUCAGGCCCUGCUAGCCCGGCAUGAAGCGUACAUGGCUGACGCCGAGAGGGACCGCCUCAAUCUGACCGAGCGGAUAGAGCGUCUGGAAAUGGACAAGCAGGAACUCGAGGCCGAAAAUGCCUUGAAGAUUGAGGAGAACAGGAGCCUGCUUGACCAGCUCGAGUUUCUCAACAACACCGUUUCUGAAUCCGACACAAAGAUCAAGGCCCUCGAGGCCAGCCUCCUCUCGUCCCAGCAGGCCGUGCGGAGGCUCGAGUCUGCUGCUGCCCGAGCCGAAGAUGCGGAGCGACACUUGUCGCUGAUGGAGCUGGAGCAGGAUGAGCUCUACCAGGAGCUGAGGUCUACAAGGGAAGAUGCUCGGUCUCACGCUCAGCGCUUCAAGGAGGCUCAGCGUGGCAUCUUGGAUAUGCAGGACCAGCUCGAGAGGAUGGAGGAGGAAGCCCGUGAGGAGCGCGAGCGUCAUGCCGAGGUUAUUGGCAGGAUGGAGCGCCAGCGCGAGGUUGACAAGCAACUCAGUACGGCAGCUGCUCGACUAAAGGGUGCUGCUGCGUCCAAGACGCUACAAGACCCGAAGCCUGGCAAUCCUGUUGUCAACCACUUUGUGCGUGACCUCCUUCAGGACAAUGCCAACCUUCAGCUGGGCAUCGCUGAGUUGCGAGAGAUGUUGCUCAACUCCAACGACGAGAUCCAGUCUCUGCGUGAGCAACUUCUCGACCAUCAGCCUGUUCCUGACAGCUCCGCCUCGACGCUCAAGGCUGAGCUCGAGAGCUUUAUGCCCUCUACUCCCCGAGUUUCCCAAGAGCUGCAUAUCCAUCAUCACUACCAUGUGGCCGCUAAGCCUGACAAGGGCAAGACGAGGAGAAAGCGUUCAAGCUUGAACUCUAGCAUCUUUAACCCUCCAAGCUCAGGCACCUCCACCCCGAGAUCAUCAUCGGGCCGUUGGAGUCUAAACCCUGGGCCGGCAAUGCCCGCCAUUGCCUCUAUCACAACCAAGGAGCCCAACUCGGUCAUCUCGAUGCCCAAGCAGAGGUGGUCGCUAAUGUCGGAGCAAACAUCCGACUUUACAUCAUCUGUACCGAGCUCCCCACGGUCGAACCAGCGGAAUUCCAUGUUCGACACUUCCUUUGCCGACAGCGAUAUUCCCACGUCGCCGACUACGAGCUUCGAUCCUAUGUCACCCACCUGGCGGGCUCACCGCAAGGGUCCGUCUGAGAUCUCGGCUCUCAGCUUUCAAGCUCCUUCUCUUCAGCUUGAUCCUGGCACUCCGCCUCGGCAUCAGUAUAAUGAUGACACUAUUCAUGAAGAAGAUGAAGGAGAGUGUGAUGAGCUCAUGCCUCGAAUGGAGACACCAGAUCUCGGAACUACGCCUUCAGCCGACGACAGUUCGAUCGUCGAAAGUUCCGAGGACUCCAAGGACGACUUUAUGCCGCGUCCUCGGAUUCACCGAGCGCUCUCUCACGAGUCCAUCAUGUCUCUGGCAGGUGGUCUUGACAUUCACACGCUGAAGGCACGACCUAGUCAACUUACUCUUCGGCCCCUUGGUGGUGCCGAAGCUGUUGUGACGGGUGUCAUAGCGCAACCCACACUUGCUCGUGGAGCCGCCAAGCGGAGUUCGGUUGCGCUUCGAGACAGCUUCAACGCCUUCAACGCCUUUCCCAGCUCGCGAACUGUCUCUAACCCUACCAUCCGAUCUCUUUCUCCUACCCCAUCUAUCACCCCCCAGGGUAGCCCUUCUACGAGCCUGGGCAAGUGGGUUGGUUGGAGGCCAUGGGGAGGCCCAAGUACCACGGCCCCGAAGCCUGAGAAAGAAAAGGAGAUAAACCGGGCUCCGGGUAUCAACCAACCCGGGGCAAUUCCUGGCUUCCAGAGAUACUGGACAGCACAACGGCGGAAGGGCGCGCCGUCCAGGGUGAUGAGUGAAACUAUCGAUCACGAAGCCCUGGAAGAAGGCCUACGAGAGUGA
Messenger RNA from Fusarium keratoplasticum, 2118 nucleotides. RefSeq lists its product as uncharacterized. The record is from RefSeq and is a predicted model, not a curated record. The coding region runs from base 1 to 2118 and encodes 705 amino acids. The transcript is spliced from 2 exons. Lineage: Eukaryota; Fungi; Ascomycota; Sordariomycetes; Hypocreales; Nectriaceae.